CUGAGGUAGCUGCCAGCUUUCGAGUUCCGGUCUUCGUCUAAGAUAAGGCCGCUGGUGGGCUCAAGAAGGGACUUUUAAGUAGCAUUUCAGUAUUCCGCCAUUGGUUUGAGCACUCACUGACCCUAGUUUAUGUUGAUUUAUUUAAAGCCAUCCAUGCUUCCACUAUACGCAGCAAUGUCAUUGGCCAUAUAAUUGUAGGGGACUUUUGUCUUGCCGCUAGAAAUCACCAUCUGCUACUGAUAACACUGAUUUUGCCCCUCAACGUUGUCAAGCUCAGUAGCUCACAGGCACUGAUGGGGCGCUCUCUUCUCUCACAACUCUUUAUCCUCAACAGCACUGCUCCCCGCUUCUCUUCUUCAGUGUUAAGAAGACCAGGAUUGAUUCCUCAGAUCCAUAGUCAAAGUUUCCGGUGCCUUUGCAGCACCCCUAUAUCUGAGUCUUCUGUUUCCGAGAAUCUUCCGAGCUCUGUAAAGAAGAGAAUAGUCUCUGGUGUACAGCCAACAGGGUCUAUACACCUUGGGAAUUAUCUCGGUGCCAUAAAAAAUUGGAUCCAGUUGCAGGAUAAGCAUGACACUUUCUUCUUCAUUGUAGACCUUCAUGCGAUAACUUUGCCAUAUGAUGCACCGCAUUUACUUAAAGCAACUAAGGACACAGCAGCUCUUUAUUUAGCUUGCGGUGUGGACCCUACGAAGGCUACAGUUUUUGUACAGUCGCAUGUUGCUGCUCAUGUAGAAUUGAUGUGGCUACUGAGUGCUGCCACUCCCAUUGGUUGGCUCAAUAAAAUGAUUCAAUUUAAAGAGAAAUCACGGAAGGCGGGAGAUGAAAAUGUUGGGGUUGCCCUUCUAACCUAUCCUGUACUGAUGGCUUCUGAUAUUCUUCUAUACCAGCCUGAUCUUGUUCCUGUUGGAGAGGAUCAGAAGCAACAUCUUGAAUUGACACGAGAGCUUGCAGAACGAAUUAACUAUUUAUAUGGAGGUAAAAAAUGGAAGAAGUUGGGAGGGCGAGGUGGUCCAAUAUUUAAGGUACCUGAACCUCUCAUUCCACCUGCUGGAGCUCGAAUAAUGUCCCUUACUGAUGGCCUCUCAAAGAUGUCAAAGUCUGCACCUUCUGACCAAUCUCGUAUCAACUUGCUUGAUCCAAAAGAUGCAAUAGCAAAUAAGAUAAAACGUUGCAAGACUGACUCAUUGAGUGGCUUGGAGUUUGACAACUCUGAUAGACCAGAAUGCAACAAUCUUCUUUCAAUUUAUCAGCUUGUGUCGGGCAAGACAAAGCAGGAAGUUACAGAGGAAUGCCAAAAUAUGAGCUGGGGAGCUUUUAAGCCUUUGCUUACAGAUGCUUUAAUUGCACAUCUACAUCCUAUCCAGGUUAGAUAUGAGGAAAUAAUGUCUGAUAGUGACUGUUUGGAUAAAGUGUUAGCAGAAGGCGCUAUGAAUGCAGCAAACGUUGCAAAUGUCACCCUCCAAAAUGUUUACCAGGCAAUGGGGUUUAUGCGGCGAUGAUUAUAAAUUGUCUUCGCUUUAAAAAAUCACAGUAUUUAGUACGUAGUAUUAGUUAUACAAUAAGGUACAUUUUCCAUUUCCCUUGGAUUCUUUUAGCCAUAAGUACCUGUACCUUGUGUUCAUGUAAGUAUGUAACCCAAUGAACCGCGAGUCUCUAGAUUCAAUCCAUUAGAAAAAUAUGGAGUAUCACCCAUUCCCCCAUUCAGCUUAGAGCAAUUGGAAGAACGAUUUAA
Cuscuta epithymum is the source of this 1732-nucleotide messenger RNA. Lineage: Eukaryota; Viridiplantae; Streptophyta; Magnoliopsida; Solanales; Convolvulaceae. The record is from the annotation of a GenBank genome assembly.